GCAGGGACUCCUCCCUCUGCAGAGCUGGGAGCUCCGCGGUUGUGCAGCCGAGCUCGCCCUGUGACAGCAGCACCGGCGCACACUCCUCCGCCACUUUUCUCCUGCUUCUUCACCGCGACCACCCGCAUCUUCCCCCCGUGGACGGACGUCGGCGUGGCCUCGUCGAGAAUGGGGAACCGGGACGAUGAGUACGAUUUUUUGUUCAAAGUUGUGUUAAUCGGGGACUCGGGGGUCGGCAAGAGCAACCUGCUCUCUCGAUUCACUCGGAACGAGUUCAACCUGGAGAGCAAAAGCACCAUCGGCGUGGAGUUUGCCACGCGCAGCAUCCAGGUGGACGGCAAGACGAUAAAGGCCCAGAUCUGGGACACAGCGGGACAGGAACGCUACCGAGCCAUCACCUCGGCUUACUACAGGGGCGCAGUGGGGGCGCUCCUGGUCUACGACAUCGCCAAGCACCUGACGUAUGAGAACGUGGAGCGCUGGCUGAAGGAGCUGAGGGACCACGCUGACAACAACAUCGUCAUCAUGCUGGUGGGCAACAAGAGCGACCUGCGCCACCUGAGGGCCGUGCCCACGGACGAGGCCCGCGCCUUCGCAGAGAAAAACAACUUGUCGUUCAUAGAAACUUCCGCCCUGGACUCCACAAACGUGGAAGAGGCCUUCAAGAACAUCCUCACAGAAAUCUACCGCAUCGUGUCGCAGAAACAGAUCGCGGAGCGAUCGGCUCACGACGAGUCCCCGGGGAACAACGUGGUGGACAUCAGCGUCCCCCCCACCACGGACCACCAGAGGGGGGGCAAGCUGCAGUGCUGUCAGAACCUGUAGCCCCAUGGCCGCUGUGGGUCUCGCCUCUGCAAGCCGGUUGGUGAUGCCACAGAAGGAAUGGAUUCCGAGUAGUAAUUUCAGUGCAAAAACAGAAGUACCUGACUCAGCAAGGGCGGGUUUGGUAAAGUCGCCGGUCCAGUCCCACCAGCACUCCUGUUCUUGGACUCCACUUCCUGUUCUUGGACUCCACUUCCUGUUCAGUCAUCUCAACGAGUGGUAGUAAUGCUGCUGAUGCUUAUUUCCUGUAAAAUAUAUUCUUUGUUUUCUUUGUUGUUUUGAUAGCAGGUCUGCUCACAUACAUUAUAUUAAUGCCAUGAAAAUAAAUUUUACAGUAUUAUGA
Molecule: messenger RNA, 1165 nt
Organism: Nerophis ophidion (straightnose pipefish)
Lineage: Eukaryota; Metazoa; Chordata; Actinopteri; Syngnathiformes; Syngnathidae
Product: ras-related protein Rab-11B-like
Exons: 6
Coding region: 169-825 (218 amino acids)
Biological process (GO): constitutive secretory pathway; regulated exocytosis
Cellular component (GO): recycling endosome
Molecular function (GO): GTP binding; GTPase activity
Source: RefSeq, a predicted model, not a curated record